Cladophialophora psammophila CBS 110553 is the source of this 360-nucleotide messenger RNA. RefSeq lists its product as uncharacterized. The transcript is spliced from 2 exons. The record is from RefSeq and is a predicted model, not a curated record. Gene Ontology annotation, biological process: protein folding in endoplasmic reticulum. Gene Ontology annotation, cellular component: EMC complex. Bases 1 to 360 code for a protein of 119 amino acids. NCBI's taxonomy places the organism in Eukaryota, Fungi, Ascomycota, Eurotiomycetes, Chaetothyriales, Herpotrichiellaceae.
AUGCCGCUAAUUUCGCGACUUCUAGUCCUUGUUGGACUUUUGUCCCUGUUCCAUGCGGCCUACUCCGCUCACGAAUUCUCGACUCUCUCCACAAAACUCCAUAAGAACGCCGCUCUUCCUCUCGACAUCAAGCUCGAAACCCUGAUCUCAGUAUUCCUUGCAUGUUUCGGUCUUAUACUGGGCUCCGAGCCGUUGAAACCCGUCAGCUGGAGCGCAUGGGCGGGGCAGAUUGAGCGAGAAGGUGGAGGAGCGAAUCCCUUUCGGGGGUUGGAGGAGAGGGUGGGCUUUAUGGAUAUCAGGGCUCAGAGGAGAGCUUUUGCAGAGUGGGCGAAACAACAAGGCGGCGGGUCCAAAAGUUGA